This is a messenger RNA of Penicillium longicatenatum, 2142 nucleotides long. RefSeq names its product putative RING and UBP finger domain protein. Gene Ontology annotation, biological process: protein ubiquitination; Ras protein signal transduction. Gene Ontology annotation, molecular function: ubiquitin protein ligase activity; zinc ion binding. The record is from RefSeq and is a predicted model, not a curated record. The transcript has a single exon. NCBI's taxonomy places the organism in Eukaryota, Fungi, Ascomycota, Eurotiomycetes, Eurotiales, Aspergillaceae. Gene Ontology annotation, cellular component: cytoplasm. Bases 1 to 2142 code for a protein of 713 amino acids.
AUGCCCUCUUACUUUUAUCAUCUCAGUCUGGAAAUCUUCGGUCCCCAAACAUCAUUUGCAACUUCAUCAUUAGCCCUGGACACCGCCAUCGAAGCUCUUGAACCAUUUCAGAACCGGCCCCGCCUCUCUAGCCCAAGUCACUCUGCAGCGAGCAAUCUGCGCGGUAUCGAGAAACACGAUAAGACCCCGCGGAUCAUCUCUCACGGACCUCGAUCCAGCUGGCCUGAUAGCGCUUCAACCCAUCAGACAUCAAGUCCAAACAACUCCGCCGCUGAUCACACCGACAUUACGCAGCACAUAUUAUCCCCCGACACAGAUCUUCGCACUGGCCCGAUCUCAAUAGAGUGCAUUGACAUGGUCGCGCCCGAAUCGAUGCGAGCGCAUAGGCGGCCUCCGUCGGAAGAGGCUAACCUCGUCACAGCAGGUAUCGGGACUGAAAUUCUCGGCGGCCUGCGCACCAAAGCCCGAUAUAUACCCCUUGAUCAGAAGGCCGGAGACAGCAUCUACGGAGUCGUCCAUUUAUACCGAGAUUCACAGGAAACGCAUUAUCUUGCGAGUAAUAAUGAUGAUUACCCAACCUACUUGAAGGGCUCUUCGGCGACUGCAAGGCAACCUGGGCAGCAGCAGUCUUCGGCUAUCGAGCCGAGCAUUAACCAUAGUCACGGGAGGAGCAAGAGAUCAGCCGAUAUGAAGGCCUUUCCGUUCCCUGCGACGGCUGCCUCUUCAUCGGUCCAGAGCCCGAAUGUGGCGGAUGAGUGCAGGACGCUGUGUAUAUUGGCUGUGCCUUCUUAUCUUUCACCCUCCGAUUUCUUGGGCUUUGUAGGUGAGAAGAUGCUGGACGAUGUGAGUCAUUUUAGAAUGAUCAGAACACCGCGUGCGAACCGGUACAUGGUUUUGAUGAAAUUUCGAGACGGGAGGACAGCCAUUAAGUGGCAAAAAGAGUGGAAUGGGAAAGUUUUCAACAGCAUGGAGCCUGAAACAUGCCAUGUCGUCUUUGUCAAGUCAGUUGAGAUCCAAGUCGUGGAUUCUCAACCGCAGUCGAGUUUCCCUCCUACCGAGCCUGGCCCUCUCUCGCCUUCUGGACAAGCCACUCUCUCCACCAAACCUCUAGCUCCACCGACACCGGCAUUGAUUGAACUGCCUACUUGUCCAGUUUGCCUCGAACGAAUGGACGAAACGACAGGUCUUUUGACUAUCAUUUGCCAGCAUGUCUUUCAUUGCACAUGCCUUCAAAAAUGGAAAGGCAGCGGGUGCCCCGUGUGCAGGUACACACAAGAUGGCUUCUACAAGGGAAUGGAUGGCAGCGAAUCUGAUGAAGACCCGGCGAAGUGCUCCGUGUGCCACUCUGAGGAGAAUCUCUGGGCAUGCCUGAUCUGUGGGAAGAUUGGAUGUGGACGUUAUGACGGUGCCCACGCAUUCGAACAUUGGAAAGAAACAGCCCAUGAAUUUGCCAUAGAUCUGAACUCUCAGCGAGUAUGGCAUUAUCUCGGUGACGCUUACGUGCACCGUAUCAUUCAAAGCAAAACAGAUGGAAAGCUUGUGGAAUUGCCCGCUGCAGAUGACAGUGCUCUCGAUCCACCUGACUGGGCCGAUGCCGUCCCCCGCGAGAAACUCGAGAACAUGAGUCUGGAAUACACUCACCUCCUGACCAGCCAACUCGAAAGUCAACGUGCCUACUUUGAGGAAAUCGUUGAGCGUGCUGCUGAUAAAGCCUCUCAAGCUACUGCGGCAGCCGUAGCAGCAGAACAAGCGGCCAACGCAGCCAUCAAACGCCUCGAAGAUCUACAAUCUAAGUAUGACACUCUCCAUGAUGAAACCAUUCCAAGCCUUGAAAAAGACCGCACUCGCCUCGAGAAACGAUCGGCAAAUUUCGAGUCUUUGGCUCGGCGCCUGGAGAAAGAUUAUCGGGAAGAAAAAUCCAUGAAUCAGUCUCUUAUGGAGCGGGUCGACAUUUUCACGAAAGAGAAUGGGUCUUUGAAAGCUGAGAAAUUGGAUUUGGAGGAACAAAAUCGCGAUUUGACCUUCUUUAUUAGUGGUUCACAGCGAUUGCAAGGCCAGAGUGAGGACAUCACACAAGGGACUGUUAGUGUCCCGGAGCCGGAGACUAAGAAGAAGAAGAACAAGGGAAAGGGGAAGAAGUAG